Apiotrichum porosum is the source of this 987-nucleotide messenger RNA. RefSeq names its product Golgi to ER traffic- protein (gene GET3). Gene Ontology annotation, biological process: post-translational protein targeting to endoplasmic reticulum membrane. Gene Ontology annotation, cellular component: GET complex. The coding region runs from base 1 to 987 and encodes 328 amino acids. The record is from RefSeq and is a predicted model, not a curated record. Lineage: Eukaryota; Fungi; Basidiomycota; Tremellomycetes; Trichosporonales; Trichosporonaceae. Gene Ontology annotation, molecular function: ATP hydrolysis activity; ATP binding. The transcript has 9 exons.
AUGGCCGACGACUUUGAGCCCCUCGACCCCACCCUCCAGAACAUUCUCGACCAGAAGAGCCUCAAGUGGAUCUUCUGCGGCGGUAAGGGCGGUGUCGGCAAGACCACCACCUCGUGCUCGCUGGCCGUCCAGCUCGCUGCUGUCCGCGAGUCGGUCCUCCUGAUUUCGACCGACCCCGCACACAACCUGUCCGACGCGUUCUCGCAGAAGUUUGGCAAGGACGCCACAAAGGUCAAUGGCUUUGACAACCUCUACGCCAUGGAGAUUGACCCCAACUCGUCGCUCCAGGAGAUGGUCGAGUCGGCGGACACGUCGGGCGGCGGCAUGGGCGGCAUGAUGCAGGACCUGGCAUUUGCCAUCCCCGGUGUCGACGAGGCCAUGGGCUUUGCCGAGGUCAUGAAGCACGUCAAGUCGAUGGAGUUUUCCGUCAUUGUCUUUGACACUGCGCCCACGGGCCACACGCUGCGUUUCCUCUCGUUCCCCUCGGUCCUUGAGAAGGCCCUCGGCAAGCUGAGCCAGCUCUCGGGCCGCUUCGGCCCCAUGCUCCAGCAGAUGUCGUCCAUGUUCGGCGGCGGCGCCGCGCCCCAGGAGGACAUGUUUGCCAAGCUCGACCAGAUGCGCGAGAUCAUCACCGAGGUCAACACCCAGUUCAAGGACCCUGAGCUCACCACCUUUGUCUGUGUCUGCAUCUCCGAGUUCCUGUCGCUCUACGAGACCGAGCGUCUCAUCCAGGAACUCACCAAAUACGAGAUUGACACGCACAACAUUGUCGUCAACCAGCUUCUCUUCCCCAAGACGGGUGACAACUGCCAGCAGUGCAGCGUGAGGCAAAAGAUGCAGCAAAAGUACCUCAGGGAGGCAUACGACCUGUACGAGGACACGUUCCACAUUGUCAAGCUGCCCCUCCUUACCGAGGAGGUGCGCGGUGUGGAUAAGCUCAAGGAGUUUAGCAAAAUGCUCGUCACCCCUUACACUCCCCCAGAGUAG